GUUGAUGAGCGCUAGAUCGUAUCGCGCAGCCGAAUAGGAGGUGCUUUAUGACGAUAAUUGUAUCGGUGUUGCUAUAUAACCCCCUGAGAGACUGCGGUCUGCACUUCAGUCUCACGAGAUUCCUGACGCGUCUACAGCAGCCAAACUUACAACCCAAUCGAAGCAAUGGAGUCCAAGAGAUUACUUGUUAUCCUGGUCGUCUGCUUCGCCCUCGUGGCGUUCGCCCCGUCUACCGAGGCCCAAGGUCUCAGGUGGGGAAGGGAGUACGACGAAAGCCCCGAAAAACUCGUGCCUAUGAUGAAGGAAUACAUCAGACGCCAAGAGGAACUCAAGAAGAAGAGAGAAUUCUCGAUGAACUAACUGGAUAAGAUGACAACACCAUGGAAACCAUGCAUGGCGACACUUUGUGUGAAUUAUAAUAUCCGACGGUCUUUCGUCGUCGCUACAUUAGUAUCAGACAUUUGAGCAGCAUUUCGGGGGACUCAUCUCGAAGCUGCUCGACUGUAGUAUAUAAACAUGUAAUAACGUACAAUUGAAAUAAAUUGCAAGAACAA
Messenger RNA from Nematostella vectensis (starlet sea anemone), 554 nucleotides. RefSeq lists its product as uncharacterized. The transcript is spliced from 3 exons. The record is from RefSeq and is a predicted model, not a curated record. The coding region runs from base 48 to 368 and encodes 106 amino acids. Lineage: Eukaryota; Metazoa; Cnidaria; Anthozoa; Actiniaria; Edwardsiidae.